AUGACGGAGGCGCUGCAGACGGAUGGUUUUCAGGGUGAGAUCAGUUUAAAGGAGAAGGUGGUGUUUUUGAAGGAGAAGGUGGUGUUUUUGAAGGAGAAGGUGGUGUUUUUAAAGGAGAAGGUGGUGUUUUUAAAGGAGAAGGUGGUGUUUUUAAAGGAGGAGGUGGUGUUUUUAAAGGAGAAGGUGGUGUUUUUAAAGGAGAAGGUGGUGUUUUUAAAGGAGGAGGUGGUGUUUUUAAAGGAGGAGGUGGUGUUUUUAAAGGAGAAGGUGGUGUUUUUAAAGGAGGAGGUGGAGGAGGUGGUGUUUUUAAAGGAGAAGGUGGUGUUUUUAAAGGAGGAGGUGGUGUUUUUAAAGGAGGAGGUGGUGUUUUUAAAGGAGGAGGUGGUGUUUUUUAAAGGAGGAGGUGGUGUUUUUAAAGGAGGAGGUGGUGUUUUUAAAGGAGGAGGUGGUGUUUUUAAAGGAGGAGGUGGUGUUUUUAAAGGAGAAGUUGCAGAAGAUGACCGGUCGCUGAGGAGGAGGGCUGUUGGCGCCGGAGCAUACGGGAGACUGAGUGCACACAGAGACAGGGGGGGGCGGGGGGGGUACACACAGAGACAGGGGGGGGCGGGGUACACACAGAGACAGGGGGGGGCGGGGUACACACAGAGACAGGGGGGGGCGGGGUACACACAGAGACAGGGGGGGGCGGGGUACACACAGAGACAGGGGGGGCGGGGGUACACACAGAGACAGGGGGGGGGGGGGGGGUACACACAGAGACAGGGGGGGGGCGGGGUACACACAGAGACGGGGGGGGGGGGGGGCGGGUACACACAGAGACAGGGGGGGGGGAAAUUGACUCAGAGGUUCUGGAUGACGAGCCAAUUGGACGCUAGAACUGUUUCUUAA
Knipowitschia caucasica is the source of this 888-nucleotide messenger RNA. The record is from the annotation of a GenBank genome assembly. Lineage: Eukaryota; Metazoa; Chordata; Actinopteri; Gobiiformes; Gobiidae.